Cooperia oncophora is the source of this 831-nucleotide messenger RNA. The record is from the annotation of a GenBank genome assembly. NCBI's taxonomy places the organism in Eukaryota, Metazoa, Nematoda, Chromadorea, Rhabditida, Trichostrongylidae.
AUGUAUCCAUAUUUUCUCGGACGCAUCCGAUUUUGGUACGGGGGCUAUUUUGUAUCUGCCAAACCAACCCACUCUGUCCACUUGGGCUCAGCUCCCAGUGAGCUCAGCGACACUUCUUCUACUGCCCGGAGCUGGCGGCUAGAUUUCUUCCCUUCCAAGAGUGCAUUUGGUUGUGAUAGUCAAUGUGCAGUAAGCAUCUUGAAGAAAGCGAGUCUCAAACCUAACUUGCGAUCGCUAGCACGUCAGGUCUGGGACUUGUGUGAAAUUCUGCGCGCCCAAAUGGAAUUCGGCUGGAUUCCUAGAUCCCUCAAUGUGGAGGCGGACACAGAGUUUUGUAGAUCUCGACGAUUAGAGGAUAUCGGACGCCAUUUUCACAGAGCUCGAAAAACUUGGACAUGUUCUCCAGCCCAACAUCAGCGAAAUGUGAAAAGUUCAUUUCCAGAUUGGCAAGUGAUAAAGCAUGCUGCUUCGACGCCUUCUCGACAGCGGCCUCCGCCUGGUGGAGCAACAACCUAUUGGUGGGUUCCCCAUCCUCAUCUUAUCCCUAGCACUUUACCCUGGGCAAAACUUCAUCUGAGUAGGGGAAUUUUGGGCUUUCCUGUAUGGCCGUCUCAUUUGUCCUUCCCACUGCUGGUUAACGAGGGAUGGAUUCCGGAAAUUUUGGAGGUAAUCGUCUUUCCUGCAGGGACAAAAGUGUUACAAGAUCUUCCCCUUGGAGAUCGUCACGUAGCAGCCGAGUCGACGGCGAUGUCAGCUAACCACGGUCCUGCGGCGGUAGCCGAGAUCAUACAGGCCUCUAAAGGCCAUUCCAUAUCGCCGGGAACGCCUUAA